Pomacea canaliculata is the source of this 1229-nucleotide messenger RNA. RefSeq names its product very low-density lipoprotein receptor-like. Lineage: Eukaryota; Metazoa; Mollusca; Gastropoda; Architaenioglossa; Ampullariidae. Gene Ontology annotation, molecular function: protein binding. The transcript is spliced from 4 exons. The coding region runs from base 411 to 851 and encodes 146 amino acids. The record is from RefSeq and is a predicted model, not a curated record.
AGUUGGGCGAACUAUUAGCGCCAGACACUGUCGACUCGACACCAACGUCUUGCAGUUAACGCACCGUGCUCGACUGUCAGAAUCUUUUCGCAUAGAACACAACGUUCCUUAAUUCUUUUUCCCCCUUUAUUUUUUUCAGAUUACUCUGUAAUCAGUUCUGAUUAGGGGGAAACAGGUUCCGUUCAACAGAGGACGAUCUGAAAAAUCAUUUACAGACAUUCCCUGGAUAUAUCGAAAGUGAUCUGAGAAAAACUUGUCUCAAAAUACAUUAAUGGUUAUUUAGCAAACUAACUUCUGCGAGUGUUUCGCGAACGUUCUGUGGCCCAGAUACAGGGUUUCUUAGCAGUUUCUGGAUUCUGAUUGCAAACACAGCAAGCGGUGUUUCGGGGGAAAAUAAAACAACAGCAACUAUGGUCUCCUCCGUAGUUCUGACCUGCUCCCUGCUGCUUAUCGCCCUUGGAAUGUCUGCAGCCAGAGUUGCACCCACCUCAUGCCGAAGCAACAUGUUCAUGUGCCCUAACGCGGGUCCCUGCAUACCAAGGGCGUGGGUGUGUGACUUCGACGAAGAUUGUCCAGAUGCUGCAGAUGAGAGGAAUUGUUCAGACCAUCAGUGCCCGAUUGGCGACUUCAUGUGCGCUAGUGAUGGUGACUGCAUCCCAGAGAACUGGCGCUGUGACGAGGAAAUGGACUGCGAAGACGGCACCGACGAGAGGAAUUGUGAAACUUACGUCAGACCUCAAGAGAACGAGGACAACCCCAACGGGCAGGUGCCUGUACAUCACUCCAACAGCCACCGCGGAUUCCAUGAGCACCGGCGGCUGCACAGCGAUGACGCCCUGCCGCGUCAGUAGGCUGUUUGGUGGUGCGGUUAGCAAGGAUUGGUCAUGAGCCUGCUGUGGCACUCAAGUGCGGAUGUCGCACGUGCAGACGUUAGUCUCUUCCGUUUUUGUAACUACAUACUUUAGUCGCAUCAGAAUCUUUAAGUUCUAGUCAGCGGUGAUUAAGCGUUACUGAUGAUGUUUGCGUGAAAAUGUGUUCUCUCGUAUGUGUAAAGGAACUGCUGCUCCAUUCAGUGCUUGACAAAAACUUCCAGCUUUCGGUAGCCAGGAUCUAGGUAACGUGUACAUUAAAGAGAUUUAUAAAUGUAAAAAAAAACGCCUGCAUCGUUUAUUAUACUGAUACGCAUUACUUGAAUCAAUGUUUACCAAUAAACCCUACUGGAAACAUUA